Messenger RNA from Necator americanus (New World hookworm), 420 nucleotides. RefSeq lists its product as uncharacterized. Bases 1 to 420 code for a protein of 139 amino acids. NCBI's taxonomy places the organism in Eukaryota, Metazoa, Nematoda, Chromadorea, Rhabditida, Ancylostomatidae. The transcript has 6 exons. The record is from RefSeq and is a predicted model, not a curated record.
AUGAUUCUUGCUCAUUGGCAUGUCGGUAGACGAAGUUUGAGACGUCAAGCUACCGCAUCAAUGCCAGCUGGAAAAAAAGAAGUUAGAAAAGAGCGGACUGGUGCCAUAAGUCAGAAGAAGCUGCAAAAGUCUGAGCGAAUAGGCCUCAAACAGGUUGCGGUGGUCAACAGCAAAAACAGUUAUAGUAGGCAUCGACGACGAGAUGCUCAAAUACCUACGAGAGCCUCUUUACCGGUGCCACUCGGCUCAUCUGCAUGCUUCAAGUCGUUGUUACUUGAAUGUUGUCAAAUCUUGUUUUGCAUCUCUAUGCUAUGGACCUCUACCUCAUGCAAGUUCUACACUUCUUCACAGGACGGAUUCUUCUUGCGAACAGCUGUAGAUUCAAUUAUGAAUCAACGAGUAAUUAUGUCAAAACUCUGA